Scophthalmus maximus (turbot) is the source of this 2609-nucleotide messenger RNA. Its product is annotated as tripartite motif-containing protein 16-like. Gene Ontology annotation, molecular function: protein binding; zinc ion binding. The record is from RefSeq and is a predicted model, not a curated record. The transcript has 2 exons. NCBI's taxonomy places the organism in Eukaryota, Metazoa, Chordata, Actinopteri, Pleuronectiformes, Scophthalmidae. Bases 243 to 1952 code for a protein of 569 amino acids.
ACACACACAGAGGCCAGACACUGAGUUACUUGACCACGUGAAAAUACAGAACCGGACCGAGACCACCACCCGGAAAGACGAGCACAUUUCCUUGAGGAACUUUUGGCAGAAACGUAAGGCGUGCUCGAUAAAACUCUGGACCUCCCUCAUCUGCUCCAGAACAGAAAACCUGUCGAGUCAGGGAUCAGCUGCAGUUGAAGGCUGAUUCUCUUCCUGGAACAAAUCAUAUUCUCUACAGUUUGAUGAUGGGUGGAAACAACAGUCGUUCCUCAAUGAGAGGUGAAAUGGCGCGGAAAGUAAUUCAGCUGGAGCGGAAAACCUUCUCUUGUUCCAUCUGUCUGGAUCUACUGAAGGAUCCGGUGACUAUUCACUGUGGACACAGCUACUGUAUGAGAUGUAUUAAAACCCACUGGGACAUAGAGGAUGAGAAGAAGAUCUACAGCUGCCCUCAGUGUAUACAGACAUUCAGAAAGAGGCAUGUCCUGGUGAAAAACAUCAUGUUGGCUGAUUUAGUGGAGCAGCUGAAGAAAACUGCACUCCAAGCUGCUCCUGCUGAUCACUGCUACGCUGGAGCUGAAGAUGUGGCCUGUGAUGUUUGUAUUGGGAGAAAACGGAAAGCCGUCAAAUCCUGUUUGGUUUGUUUGGCCUCUUAUUGUGAGAAACACCUCCAGCCUCAUUAUAAAUCCUUGACCUUUGAGAAGCACAAGCUGGUGGACCCCACCAAGAAGCUCCAGGAGAGCAUCUGCUCUCGUCACGAUGAGGUGAUGAAGAUGUUCUGCCGCACUGAUCAGCAGUGUAUCUGUUAUCUCUGCUCUGUGGAAGAACAUAAAGGCUACGACACAGUCUCAGCUGCAGCAGAAAGGACCGAGAGGCAGAGAGAGCUCGAGCUGAGUCGACAACAAAUCCAGCAGAGAGUCCAGGACAGAGAGAAAGAUGUGAAGCUGCUUCAACAGGAGCUGGAGGCUGUCAAUGGCUCUGCUGACAAAGCAGUGGAGGACAGUGAGAAGAUCUUCACUAAGCUGAUCCGUCUGGUGGAGAAAAGAAGCUCUGGCGUGAAGCAGCAGAUCAGAUCCCAGCAGGAAACUGAAGUGAGUCGAGUCAAAGAUCUUCGGGAGAAGCUGGAGCAGGAGAUCACUGAGCUGAAGAGGAAAGACGCUGAACUGAAGCAGCUCUCACACACAGAGGAUCACAACCAGUUUCUACACAACUACCCCUCAUUGACACCACUCAGUCCGUCUACACACUCAUCCAGCAUCGACAUCCGUCCUCUCAGGUACUUUGAGGCUGUGACAGAUGCUGUGUCAGAGGUCAGAGGUCGACUACAGGACGUCCUGACUGAGUCAGAGACAAACAUCUCACUGACAGUGACUCAAGUGGAUGUUUUACUGUCACAACCAGAGCCCAAGACCAGAGAGGAAUUCUUAACAUAUUCACAGGAAAUCACACUGGAUCCAAACACAGCAAACAAACGUCUGUUAUUAUCUAAAGGAAACAGAAAAGUAACAAGAAUGAGAGAACAGUUACAUUCUAGUCACCCAGACAGAUUCACUUAUUGGUCUCAGGUCCUGAGUAAAAAGAGUCUGACUGGACGUUGUUACUGGGAGGUGAAGUGGAGAGGACGAGUUGAUGUAGCAGUCACAUACAAGAAUAUCAUCAGAGCAGGGAACUCAGAUGAAUGUGCAUUUGGAUGUAAUGACAAAUCUUGGGCGUUAUAUUGUCUUGGAAACAGUUAUAAGUUUUCUUACAACAGUAUCGACACUCCAGUCUCAGGUCCUCGAUCCUCCAGAGUCGGAGUGUACCUGGAUCACAGUGCAGGUGUUCUGUCCUUCUACAGCGUCUCUGACACCAUGACUCUCCUCCACAGAGUCCAGACCACAUUCACUCAGCCGCUCUGUGCUGGAGCUGGGAUUUAUAGAGAUGGAUCCACAGCUGAGUUCUGUAAACUAAAAUAGACUUGAAUCAUUUAAAGAGCAGUCACCUCAACUGACUUUUCUCCACAUGAGAGUUUUAUACAAAUCUUAAUGUGACUCAAGCUUCAAAGAGUUUUUCUCUUGUUGAUGCUUUUAUGUGUAAAACUGUUUGGACACUGGAUCAAUAAAACAGAUCAUUGAUGUGAUGAGAGCUGAACACUAAAGUGUAGUUCUACUAGUUGGUGUGUGACGCUGCAAUUCUUUUAACUUUGCUCAACAGUUUUUUUUGCUUUGCGAUUUUCUGAAUGAUGUUGGGUCAAAACAUCUUUCUAUUCUGCAGCUACAAUAUAAAUGUUCCAGAUGUCUCAGGUGUUGGACAAUUUGUCUCCAAGGUUCAAACAAAACAGUGAGAAUCAAGGUUCUCUCUUUCUGCACCCCACAUUACUGUAUAGUUCUGCCUUCUGUUGAAUUACAUCUGUGGUUUAUAUAUAUAUAUAUUCAAUUUGUUAUGUAAUGAAUCUCACUGCAUUAAUCUUAUCUGUUUUGUUCCAUUUUAUCAAAUUUUUGUCUUUUAUUUUAUAAUGAAGCAUACCCAUGUGUUUCUCUACUUCCUGGUAUCUGUCUGUGGUCUUAUGUAAAGUACUUUGAUCUUCCAUGUUGUUGAAAGAUGAUAGAAAAUAAAUCAGUCAUGAAUCAAUA